This is a messenger RNA of Motacilla alba alba, 6540 nucleotides long. It is a transcript of the gene FGF18, whose product is annotated as fibroblast growth factor 18. NCBI's taxonomy places the organism in Eukaryota, Metazoa, Chordata, Aves, Passeriformes, Motacillidae. Gene Ontology annotation, biological process: positive regulation of protein phosphorylation; animal organ morphogenesis; fibroblast growth factor receptor signaling pathway. The coding region runs from base 553 to 1089 and encodes 178 amino acids. The transcript is spliced from 5 exons. Gene Ontology annotation, cellular component: cytoplasm. The record is from RefSeq and is a predicted model, not a curated record. Gene Ontology annotation, molecular function: type 1 fibroblast growth factor receptor binding; growth factor activity; type 2 fibroblast growth factor receptor binding.
CUCACUCAGUCUGCAAAAAACACUUCCCCGGCCGGCGCUGCCCGCAGCCGGGCGGUGCCCACUCCGCGCAGGCGGUGCCAGCCCCGGGUCCGCCCGGGCGGGUCCCGCCUCCCGCUCCGCGCCCCGCGCAUCGCUAUGCCGCCCGCCCGGAGCGCGCAACGCGGCGCGGGGUGCGGAGCGGAGCCCGGAGCGGGGCGCGGCGGCGGCCGAGAGGCUCCAUCCGCCCGGCGGGGCUGGCCCGGCCCGGGGGGACGCGGGGGGGCACUUGCUGAUGAUCGGAAGUUACUGACAGUAAGCACCUUCAUCCCCCCAAAGGCGGAGAGAGGGAGAGGAGGAGGAGGAGAGACAGGGGGAGAGGAGAGCUGAUGCCUGACGAGUCACUCGGCGGAGGCAGAGCGGGCGGUACCACAACUUCCCGGCGGCGCGGAGCGGCGCGGAGCAGCGCGGCGCGGAUCGGAGCUCGCCGGCCGGAUCGCUCCCAUGUCAGCGCGGCGGCGGGGGACUGCGCUCCGCUAGCGACCAGCCGCCGGCCAACCCCUUCCUCACCCAGCAAUGUAUUCACUGCUCUCAGCCUGCACUUGCCUAUGUUUACAUUUCCUGCUGCUGUGCUUUCAGGUACAGAUGUUUGCUGCUGAGGAGAAUGUGGAUUUUCGGAUACACGUGGAGAAUCAGACGCGAGCAAGGGACGAUGUGAGCAGGAAGCAGCUUCGGCUCUAUCAGCUCUACAGCAGGACAAGUGGGAAGCACAUCCAGGUGCUCGGCAGAAGGAUCAGUGCCAAAGGAGAAGAUGGAGAUAAAUAUGCCCAGCUUCUAGUGGAAACAGACACUUUUGGAAGUCAAGUCCGGAUCAAAGGGAAGGAGACAGAUUUCUACCUUUGCAUGAACAGGAAAGGCAAGCUAGUGGGGAAGGAGAGGAGCCAUGGGACCAACCUGGGCCUUUCCUCGGCUCGUUUCCUAUUGCCUUGCACUGCAGAAUCCCCAACCAGACCAGCAGAUGCCAUCUGGCUUUGUUCUCCUCCUCACUCAGCAGUUUUGGAUCCUUCCCAGUUGAAAACCUGCUUUGAAUUUAGUCCCUUUUGUGUCCCAUAAUCACCUACAAAGAGUGCCACGGUCAGGAGCAGGUUGUUGUUCUCAGCUGGAACUGGUGAUGAACACAAGAGCUCCAGAGGUGGACAGGGCUUUUCCCCAUCUUGGAGCUGGCUGUGUUGCAGGGAAGCAGAUUAACCCCCUGGGGGUAAGAAGAACAGCCUUUGUGUACUUAUUUCUGAUGAUUGCACCUCCAGCAGAGCUUCCCAGCAGAGCCCUCUGAUGGAGCCUGCUCAGGAGCCCCAAACCUUGUGGGUUUUGCCUCUCUCAAGUGCUGCUGUGUAUGUUCACAGGCAGUAGGGACCAAAGGGCUCAGAGCUGUUUUGGGCAGGCUCCUGACUCUGUUGUAACAGCAGCUGCUGCGGUCACUGGCACUCUGUGAUGCUUUGGAAAAUGAGACAGGGGAUGUGUUGUACAGCAGUGACCUCUCUGUUACAGGUGAGCAGCACCUGGGGAAAACAAAGUAGAGUGUGUUUUUUGUGGAUUCUUGGUGUUGUUUUGAAGAAGGCCUAAGAAACGUUUAAUUUUAUUUCUUUUUUUUUCUUCUGCCCAUCUGUUUCUUUGACCAUGGGUUUUUGCAGGUACAUAAAAAUUGUAGGUCCUGAGUUUUCUGGUCUUCCUCAGGUUUUCUGUGGACCACUGAACUUUAUUAUAAAAUCACAGAUUUUUUUGGUUGGAAGGGACCUUAAAGCUCAUCCCAUUCCACCCCUGCCAGGGCAGGGACACCUUCCACUAUCCCAGGCUGUUCCAAGGCCCAAUAUCCAACCUGGCCUGGGACACUGCCAGGGAUGCAGGGGCAGCCACAGCUGCUCUGGGCACCCUGUGCCAGUGUCCUCAAAGUAAAGAGUUUCUUCUUUAUAUCUGGUAUAAAUUUAUCUUCUUUUAGUUAAAGCCAUUAUUCCCUGUUCUGCUGCAGCAGGUCCUGCUAAAAGGUUUGUCCCCAUCUUUCUUUAACCUUUUUUAAAUACUGAAAGGCUGCAAUAAGUUCUUCCUAGAGCCUUCUCUUCUCCAGGCUUUAUGGUGGAAUCACACUACAAAGAGAGAGAUGAAAAUAUGAAAAUUCAGAACAAGAAUGCCAGCUGCUUUUCUGAGAAACUUUUUUUCCUUCUUAAAAAAAAUUAUUAAACCUGUUUAUUUAUAUCAGGCAGCUGGGUGGCUGAGGGAGAGCUCCAGACAGGUGACACAUAAUUUGGGUGCCUCCUGGGGACAUGUCCCCUGACACCACGUCUGCAGCACUGGCGCCCUCCCAGCACUCCCAACGAGCAGCGUUGAGCUUUGGUCCCCAGGCACAGCCCAGCUCCUGAACAAAAGCUGUGCCAGCCAAAGCUUGGCUGUGCCAGGGCCAUGUCAUUGGUGCAGGGGACAGGAGGUGGCAUGGCCGUGCUGGCCACCAGUGCCUCUCCCAGCCCUGACCAGCAGCACUGUGCUGGUGCCACUCACAGCAGAGACCUGCCUCUCAGUCACAGCAUUUUUGCUGGUGUGAUAACUGCUUUCCAAGCCAAUAUAUUUAUUAAUGUUACCAGAAAGUUGCUAAUACCAUAUGGCAAGGCUCUCUGUAUUUUUGCAGGACAACAAACAAAUUGUUGCUAGAUGCCAGACUGCUCUGGCAGAGCUUUUUUCACUGAUGCCUGCCAGCAGUAGCCUUUAGGGGAUACUAAUGAUUUGGGGUUGUUUACAUUACAGCUUUAAAAUAGGAGUUUUCUUGAGGCAUGUGUGUGUUUAGUCAGGAAAGUUGGCUAAAAAAACUCUUGACAGCAUCAAAGACUGAAGGUGCCCAUUGUGGCCUGUAAAUGUGCUCUUGGCCCCUGAAACUCUUCUGGCCCCAUGGGAGAAGGAGCUGUAGAGGUUUCAGCAGGAGCCUCUCUUUGAAGGGAAGGAGACUCACCUAGGUGGGAGACACCAGGGGAUCCUCCAAAGCCUUUUUGAUGUACCUGGAGCAGGUUUUCAUCAGUUGGCUUUGGUUGAGAGUGAGGUUAAGCUUUCUUGAAAAGCUGUCUUUGAAAAGCUGCUGGUGGAGAACCAGUUCUUCACUGCAGGGCUGGGGGCUGAGGUAAGGGCACUCCAGGAUGAGCCCCAAGCCCAGUGCCCUCCACAUGCCCCAGUCCUGUGUGACAUUUGGGUGCCAGUGCUCCUGGUGCCUGCCGUGCCAGGGCCAUCCCGGCAGCCAUGCACCUGCAAAGGUGCCGUGAGGUGUGUGGAGAGGGCAGGGCCACCACGGGGCUGCAGUUUGGAACUCUGGUGCAGUACAUGAGGUGUUUGCCCUCCUCAGCUUGUAUAUUUAAAAUCAAACCUACCUGCAUCUUGGAUUUGGGGCAGAGCUCUAGGUUUCACUGGAGUUUGAUGCUUAUCCAGAAUUUUUCAGGACUUGCACAGUAUUUGGGUUGCUUGAAAGGGGCUUGUAAAACCUAACAAUUUUGAAUGCUGAAUUUGCAACAUAAACAUGAGCAGGAUUGGUGGGGUGUCAGGUUUAAUAGCAGGUGUUUUGUGGAUCUCUCUGUGACAUGCUCAGCCAUAAACCAUUCCAACUUGGCAUCUCAUGCGAAAGCAAAACUUGACAUGGCUCUUGCUGGGUCUCGCUCAGAUCUUGUUUGGAACUGCAGUCUGGGUCUUCGCUCUCCUGAGAGUUUUGUUUCUUUAAGUCAUCUAAAUAAACACAUUCACUGGACCCUGAAGCCAACCAACUUUGGACAUUGCCAUACUUUGGACAGGGAGACCUGAUCCAGAAUUGUCUCAAGUGUCCAAAAAUCUGAAAUCAGAGCCUGCAGGAUUGCAAAGGUCUUAAAAGCAAUAAGAUGACAAAACCACUUUUAUUUUGGUUGGGCCAUCAAAAUCUUCUGCAUUUACCUGAUCAGGCUUUUUUCCUGAAACCUGUGGAAAAAAAUUGGAAUUAUUUUUCUGAAAAUUUAGAAGCUGAGAUUCUCAUGAAAUUAAAAGUGGAAGUGGAAGCUAAACCACCCUCCUCCAUUCUCAGACCCCAAACAUCAUUGAGAAGCUGGAGACAAGCUGCAAGAAGGGACCUGGGCAGUCCUGGUCCAUGGCCAGUUGGAUCUGAGUCAGCAGUGCCCUGGAGCCAGGAGGGACAUCCCUGUCCUGGGGACAUCAGGGGCAAGGGAGGGAUUGUCCAGCUGUGCUGUGGGCUGGGGCAGCCUCACCUCCAGUGCUUGGGCAGUUUUGGGCACCAAAAUAUAUGAAAGUCUCCUUUUACCUAUAUGUGAACAUCUCCAGUUAACUUAAGCUUCUCAGCACAGCCAUAAUUCUUCAAGUGUUUGCUCUGAAAUAAAGCAAAUGGUCCUUUUAUUUUAAAAAAAUAUAUAUUCUUCAUAGUAUUAUUUUUAUGAUAAGGACUCGCAGAUACUCCACUGGGGAUGUGAGCAUUGUAUGUCCUGGCUGUGUCAGGGCAUCAGAGAGCUGUGUAACACAUUUACAGGUUUAUUGUGUUUCCUCUUUAGGAAAUGUCAUGUUUCCUUUGGAAAUUUCUAAGAAGCCCCAGCUCUUUCUCAGACUAAGCUUUGCAAAGUCAAGGUUCACUUGCAGACCGAGCUUGUAAGCUUGACCUCUGAAUCGUUUCCUUAUCCCAAGGCUGCAAGGUGUCUAUCCCUUUCCAGGGAAGAAAACCAUCUUCUUGAAAGCUGUGUGAUAAUUUAAUUUAAUCCUUGCUGUCUUCAGGAAGCAAGCGUCACCAUAAAGCUGCUGACCUCCUGUCCCCUGUUUUGUGGUGGAUGCAGCUGUGUGUCCUGUUGGACUAUUUCAGUUCCCUAAGGUUUAAUGUUAAUUAAAAUUACUGAUGGGGAUCCCUGAGCCCUGCUCAUGCCUUGUCUUGUCUGGGUGGAGAGGGUGUGCUGCUGAAUGUAUCUUGUGCUGACAGUUAUCAAGUUGGAUUUAAUUGCUUUCCUCACAGCAUUUCAUCUCCUAAGUGCAAUUUUUUGUUGGUCUUGAGCAUCUCAUAAGCUGAGGGCGAUGUUUCUUCUAAGCACUACUUAGCAAAUACGUGGAUGUAUUUAACUGCAAGAAGGAAGGAAGCAGUGCAGCCUUGUCUCUCUCAAAUGGGUGCAGCUGAGAUCACGUUCAGGGGACUCCUGCUCCUCAAGGACUGUUCGUCCUUGGCUUGCAGUUUGGUUUUGGAGAGGAGGUGAGAAAAGAGAGGCUAUUUUUGCAGUGGAGAAUAAAACCUGUGCUCUAACUGUAGCAAAAUAGAGUCUAUUUGAUAUGGCAGUUACAGAACUAUAUUUAAGGUCCAAGAAAAGUAGAUCCUGCUUAAAUACAUUUUUGUUCUUGAGAUUCUCUUUCUUUGUCUUUUGGGUAUCCAAAGAUAUGAAGUUUUCCCGAGGGAGGACAAGUCUCAAGCCUUGCAUUUGUUGCACAGGGAUGGAAGUUGAUCACUCACAGGCUGGAACAAAUCUGGGUGAUAAUUUUUUGGCACUUGAUGGCACUUGAUUUGAUGAUGGAUUUUUCUCUUUUCUUAGUAAUAUAACUUGACGUGAAGAGAACUAAUACCAUCCUGCAUACAAACAAUGACCUUUCAGGUUUUAAAUUCCCCCCAUUUAAGCUUGCCCCAGGGAAAGUGGUGUCACUACUGGAAUCUUGGCUGGAUGAGACUGCAUUUGUUUGAAAUUAUAACUUACAGUAAGUGUGCAUGUUUGUUUAAUGUGAAUAAAUCUGAGACAAACACAGAACUUGCUAUGAGGUCAGCAACUCUUCUAGUCUUGUUAGCCUACCCCACUCAUCAUCUACACCUGGUGUUUUAAACAAAUUUUUAAGAAAACAUUUCCUGUAGUGGCACACGUCUCUAUAUCACAGAAUCACUGAGGCUGGAAAAGCUCUCCCAGAUCAUCGAGUCCAAGCUGUGCCUGAUGCCCACCUUGUCCCCAGCCCAGAGCACUGAGUGCCGCCUCCAGGCCUUCCUUUGAUACCUUCAGGGUUGGGGACUCUACCUCCAUAAGCAGGCCCUUCCCAUGUUUAACAAAUUCCGCCUCAUGUCCAGCCUGAAUCUCCCCGAAGCCUGAGUCUCUGUCCUCUCGUCCUGUCACUUGUUCCCAGGGAGAAGAGUGACCCCACCUUGCUACAAUUAUAUAUUGAAUUGAAGCCUACAUGAAAUACACUGCUGCUCUUAGAUGGCUUUUAUAGAAAGUUCAAGACUGGCUUGUGGAGGCUGGAAAUGACUGCUGGAAAAGAGCUCCCAGCAGAGCCCUUCAGCAGCAGGUUGUGCUUUGUACAGAGGGGUAAAAACACCUUCCCAUCCCUUACCAUGUGCAGCCGCUCCCAGCUUCCAUGUAACUGGACCUGGUGGGUGCAGAUAAUGGGAGAUGCCAUAGAUCUGCUCAGAUAUCACAUCUGAAACUUGCCUGGGGAUUCAGACCUCCUGAAGAGCAACAGCUUCCUGCUCCAGGGAACCUGCAGUUUUGACUUAAGUUUCCUAAAUUUUCUCUUGGUUUAAUAAAGUUCAUUUAAAAAGCA